AUGUUUCGGCAGAUCGCUCUUCACCCGGAGGAUUGGGAUCUACAAAGAAUAUUGUGGAAGAAGCCAGACGGACAGCCUGAGAUAUACCAACUAACAACGGUAACUUACGGUCUAAAUUGCGCACUGUUCCUUGCAUUACGAACAUUACAACAACUUAUCACGGACGAGGGUCACUGCUUUCCGCAAGCUAUUAUCCCAAUGACAAAGGGCCGCUACGUUGACGACAUCUUCGGAGGAGCCGACUCAGUCUCAGAAGCCAAAGUUAUCGUUAAGCAAUUAAGUGAAAUCUGCAGGGCGGGCGGAUUCCCAUUGCAGAAGUGGAGCAGCAAUUAUCCGGAAGUUCUGCCCCCUACAGAUGAAAAUUCGCCUCUCACAGUUGAGAUUGAGCCUACCCUUCACAAAAUACUAGGCCUCGCUUGGAAACCUGACAAAGACACCUUCCAUUUUUCCGUUUUAGACUUUUCUACUCCUACUCUCACCAAAAGGAAGAUUGCCUCCGAAAUCGCAAGAUUAUAUGAUCCGCUAGGAUUAAUAUCACCAGUCCUGAUAAAAGCUAAGAUUAUUUUACAGGAGCUUUGGGUAGUGAAAAUAGGAUGGGAUGACCCCAUUCCUUCCGAACUACAUGAGCGUUGGGUGUUCUUCCGACAACAACUCUUAAAGCUUGAUCAAAUAUCCAUACCCAGGUGGCUUAAGCAUGUACGCUCUAGUACCGAUAUCGAAUUACACGGCUUUUCGGACGCUUCCCAAUAUGCAUUGGCAGCUGCGGUUUAUGUUAGAGUCCCAGUGGAAAACGGUGAGUAUUCCGUGCAGUUAGUAUGCUCUAAAACAAAGGUCGCGCCAAUUAAACGGCUAACAAUACCCCGCUUGGAACUCGCCGCAGCACUAUUGCUAGCGCGCCUGAUGACACUGACGAUAAAGGCUCUGGAACUACCCGAGACAUCUGUGUACUGUUGGUCGGACUCAGCAGUAGCUCUGACCUGGAUCAACGCCCAUCCAUCACGUUGGAAGGACUUCGUCCACAACCACGUGUGUGCCAUACAAGAGCUUCUCCCUGGCGCCUCGUGGCAUUUCGUAUCGGGAAAGGAAAAUCCAGCGGAUUGCGCCUCCAGAGGCCUCCAACCGGACCACUUGAUCAACCAUCAUUUGUGGUGGCGGGGCCCCUGUUGGCUACAGGAACUAAAAUCACUUUGGCCUUCUGCAGACUGUGUGCCUGAAGUCGAAGUCGAACUGGAAGAACGACCCGGGCAAAUUUCGACUACGGUCGCCCAAACCCACUCCUACUGGAACUUGCUUGAUAGGUAUUCCUCCUUUACGAAGUUGUUGCGGGUUACAGCAACUUGUCGCAGGUUUGUAGCAAGGCUAAAAAGGUUGCCGCAAACAUCGCCAAUACAUUAUCCCUUGACGCCAGACGAAAUAGACCAAAGUCGCAACACCUGGGUACGACUCGUACAACAAGAAUGGUUCUCUAACGAGGUAAGACACGUUUCCAGAGGAGAGCCGUUGCCAAAAUCCAACCCCUUAGUGAGGCUUACACCCUUUUUGGACGGAGAGGGACUCUUACGAGUUGGAGGACGACUACAAAACGCCGUAAUGGAUGCGGAAACCAAACACCCCCUCAUCCUGCCUCGAAGGUCCCCCCUCACCACUCAUAGUGGACGACGCUCACCUCAGAGCCUUGCACGGAGGCGCGCAAGUUACCUUAAACCUAAUACGAUCUAG
Messenger RNA from Vollenhovia emeryi, 1719 nucleotides. RefSeq lists its product as uncharacterized. The transcript has a single exon. NCBI's taxonomy places the organism in Eukaryota, Metazoa, Arthropoda, Insecta, Hymenoptera, Formicidae. The coding region runs from base 1 to 1719 and encodes 572 amino acids. The record is from RefSeq and is a predicted model, not a curated record.